This is a messenger RNA of Pantherophis guttatus, 3049 nucleotides long. The record is from RefSeq and is a predicted model, not a curated record. NCBI's taxonomy places the organism in Eukaryota, Metazoa, Chordata, Lepidosauria, Squamata, Colubridae.
AUGCACAAAGGAGUUGUGCCCGGCGGAGUUGUGCCUGGUGGACUUGUGCCAGGUGGAGUUGUACCUGGUGGAGUUGUGCCUGGCGGACUGGGACCUGGUGGAACGGGACUAGUUCCAGGAAGUUCGGCCGCUCUAAAAGCAGCUGCCAAGGCAGCAAAAUAUGCAGCAGCUGGUGGAGGUAGAGGACUUGUGCCUGGAGGAGGGGUUGGCGGCCUAGUCCCUGGCGCUGGUGGUGUUGGCGGCCUUGUUCCUGGCGCUGGUGGCGUUGGCGGCCUGGUUCCUGGUGCCGGUGGCGUUGGAGGCCUAGUACCUGGUGCUGGUGGUGUUGGAGGUCUGGUUCCUGGUGCUGGUGGUGUUGGUGGCUUGGUCCCUGGUGCUGGUGGUGGACUUGUGCCUGGCAUUGGAGGAAUCCCAGGAGCUGGAGGACCUGGUGCAGCUAUAGCAGCGAAAGUAGCUGCUAAAGCAGCCAAAUAUGGCCUCCGUCCUGGAGGUGGUGUCCUUCCUGGAGGUGGUGUCCUUCCUGGAGGUGGUGUCCUUCCUGGAGGUGGCGUCAUACCUGGAGGUGGCGUCCUUCCUGGAGGUGGCGUCGUGCCUGGAGGUGGCGUCAUCCCUGGAGGUGGCGUCGUACCUGGAGCUGGCCGUAUACCUGGGGGCAGACUUCCUGGUGCAGGCAUUCCCAUAAUUGGAGGACAAGGAGGAGUCAAACCACCUAAAUACGGUGUCCCAGGUACUGGAUUGGGUGGAACUGGCGUGGCAGGCGUUGGAGGAGGAUACGGAGUCCCUGGACUGGGAGGAACCGGUUUCGGAGCUGGUGCCGGAGCUGGAGGUCUGAUCCCCGCAACUGGCACUGGCUUUGGAUUAUCUCCUAUUUACCCAGGUGGAGGUGUACCUGGCUAUGGAGGUAAACCUCCCAAGCCUUAUGGAGUCCUGGGGGCACUUGGCUACAAAAGAGGAGUCGGCCGGAAGAGGAAGUAGCCCAGACCGACAGCCUACCAUUCACCUCAUGAACUUUGGUGCUACUGCCUGGUCUCGAAUGUACCCCCACCCCACCCCUGAGAAAAGCAGAGAUUCCACCACCGCCGCUGCCAACACAGCCCCAUGCCUUGCCACCCCCCGGCUGGCCCCCCUCCCUCUCACUGGUGCUACAACCAUCCCACAGGGAGCGUCCCUGCCUUCAGCUCCCUGGGGCCCUUUGGUGCUGCAGCCUAGGAGGGCUGCUUUCAGAGGGGGCGGCCUGAGCACUUUAACCCACUCCUGAUCCCCGCGCCCACAAGUGGGGGGACAGGAGCCGUCGGCCAGCUGGCCCUGCUUCUUCCCUGGUCUCUCUCUGCUGGCUCCUCUUUGGAUCUAAGUGUGUGUGGGGGGACACCCCUCGUUUUGCCGUGAGCCCCAUGCCAGGCCAUUCUUCCCUUCCCCCUGAACACACUGCCUCCGUUUGGAGGGGAGCAGCUCAGGCCAAGCUGUCAGCGCCAAUGGGAUUAGCCUUAAUCCUGGAGCUUCUGCUGGCUGCCAGGCUCGGGUGGAUUAGCACGGCCAGGCCACAGCAUCCGUUCCAUUCCUAACGUGGACGCCGGCAUGACAUCGUACAGCUCCCAAUGAUCGGGCUGGCCAGGGACCCCUGUACAUGACCAGCCAACCUACUCCACAUCUUCAUGUUUAAUCACUUUGGUGUAACUGGGAUGGGACACUUUUUAUAAAGAAGAACAGUAACUGCUUUCCAAAAAAAAAUAAAAUAAAUAAAACCUGACUAAUAAAUAAUGUUUUAAAGGUAAUCUCUCUCUCUCUCUUUCUCUUGUUGCUAUUUUCAGAAAAGAGAUAGGAGCCUUUGACUUACAUCCAUUUCUUUAGCGACUGUUCAAAUUUACGACAGCAUCCAAAAAAAGUUACUUACAACCAGUACUCCUCACCCUUGCAACCAUAGCAGCGUCUCCAUGAGUCACAUGAUCAAAAUUUGGGUGCUGGGCAACCUGCAGGUAUUUACAAGGGUUGCAGCAGCCAACAUAGUCACGUGAUUGCUAUUUGCAGUCCUUCUAGCCGGCUUCCAACAAGCAAAGUCAAUGGGGGAAGUUGGAUUCACUUAACAACUGUGGCAAAAAAGGUAGUAAUAUCAGGUGUAACAACAGAACGCAAUGGAAAUUUUGGUCUCGGUUGUGGUCAGAGGUCGAGGACUACCUGUAUAUUUUCCAAAUGGACUCACUUGAUCAUAUCUGGAUCGAAUUUCCCAAUAUCCCUUGAUAGCAGAAUGCAGUUGCUCCAGCAACCCUGCGGUAUGUUUAGUCCUUGGUCUUAAACAAAGCAAAAACCACCCACACAUAAUAUGAACACAUUUAUCUGUUAUUGUGGCUGAUUUUUUUUAAUAAUUCACAUUCAAGAGUGUAGCUGCUAUUGGAAAUAUUAAUUCCUGCUCUCCUUACUUUCUGCUUCAGUUAACACUGCAACCUUAUUAAUACAGGCAGUCCUUGAAGUACAGCCACAACUGAGUCCAACAUUCCUGUUGCUAAGUGAGGCAUUUUAAGUGAGUUUUGCUGGAUUUUACAACCUUUCUUGCCAUGGUUGUUAAGUGAAUCACUGAAGUUGUUAAGUGAAUCACUAAAGUUGUUAAGUGAAUCUGGCUUCCCCAUUGACUUUACUUGUCAGAAGAUCACAAAAAGGGAUUAUAUGACUCCAGGACACUGCAACUGUCAUAAAUAGGAUUCAGUUGCCAAGCAUCUGAAUUCUCACCAGGGGGGGAUUUGCAACUGUCCUUAAGUGUGAAAAACGGUCAUAGGUUGCUUUUUUUCAGUGCAAUUGUAACUUCAAACAGUCACUAAAUGAAUUGUUGUCAGUUGCGGAGUACCUGUAUCUGAAUACUUAUUAUUAGAGUAAAUUAUUCUACAUGUUUUAGAGCAUGUUUAGCCUAAUUAUCAAACAAUGCAUGUUCUGGGUUAGAAGAAUGUACUGUGCCAAAACCUAACCAAACAGGCAAGGACAUACAUAGCAUUUUUGGCUCAGGUGUUGGGGCCAGAAUGAGUUCGUGCCUGCAGGAUCAUAAUAAAUGUCAUUUCCUUAA